Molecule: messenger RNA, 1131 nt
Organism: Cetraspora pellucida
Lineage: Eukaryota; Fungi; Glomeromycota; Glomeromycetes; Diversisporales; Gigasporaceae
Source: the annotation of a GenBank genome assembly
AUGUGGAAAUUCAGUCUGCAACAAAAUUGGACAAUUCAAGUAUCCAAAUUGUUGGCAUUAGAAAAUAAAGAAAUAUCAUAUUUUGAUAGUCCAGUUCUUACACCUUCACAAAUUAAAAAAUUUCAAAAAAUAUUUUCUCAAAAUACUAUUGAAGAAAAUAACGAAGAUCAAGAAGUUAAUGAAAAGUUAACUAUUAUCCUAGAUCAGCAAGAAAAAGAAGCAUUUAUUUAUAACCUUCGUACAACAGUUUGUUGUAAAGCUAAAACAUGUUUAGCCAAAAUUGAUCAUGAAUCCGCAUUUAAUAUUUUUGAUAAUGUUCGAAAAUUAUCAAAAGCUGAAUACAAUAUGCUUUUAUUAGGAAUGCUUCAUGCAAUGACUCGUUCUAAAGAAACUUUACGGGGUAAAGAAAAACAAUACCUAACUGUUAAAUAUACUUUUGACGGAAAAGAAAUUUGUGAAAAAGGAUUUCAAAUUAUAUAUUCAUUAUCAAAUAAAAAAUGGAAAAAUAUUCGUCAACAUUAUCAUAUAAGUAGUAUUAAACCUAUUAAAAAUGCCCUUUCAGGAAGAAAAUCUCAUAAUGCUUUGUCAUUUGUGACUAUUUUAAAUGUUCUUACAUUUAUCGUUAACUUUGCAAACUGUAAUGGAUUGCCGUCACCAGGCCGGCAUUUUCGAGAAGACACUAUGGCCAUUACAUUUCUUCCUGCUAAUGAAAGUUAUUCUGGACUAUGCCAUACUUAUCAAUCAAAUUUAGAGGAAGAUUCUGAUCACCAUAUUAGUCAAUCAUCUUUUAUGCGAAUUUGGAAAAAAUAUGUACCAGAAAUUCGCUUUUUAUCUUCUAGAAGUGAUCUCUGCAUGCUUUGUAAAAAUAUGCAGUUUAAUACUCAAUAUUGGACAGAAAAUAAACGAGAUUAUAAUAUUCAAGAAUGGAAUAAUCAUAUUAAAUGGGCGAAUCAAGAAAGAGAAUUUUAUAAACAAUGCAUAUUAAAUACCAAACAGCAAGUAAAAAAUAUUAUCAAUUUAUCGAAGCUUUUACGUCUGGUGAAACCGAAUUCUUUGGAAUUAGAGAACCAUAUCUUGUGGGACUUCACUGAAGCUGUACAUCUUCCAUUUUCUUCACAACAAGAAGUAUAG